ACGAUCCCCAUUUCCCAUCUCCGAGAGAAGGAAGAGAGAGAGAGAGAGAGAGAGAGAGAGCAAUGGAGGUGGCAACAAUGGCGUCGUCCCCAACCCUCUCCUCCUCCCAUCGCUCGUUCCACGCUCCCCUGCGAAACCCUCUCCUCCCUCUCCGCCCCGAUCCCCCGCCAUGGCUCCUCCGCCUCCGCCCCCGCACCCUUCCUCUUCGCUUGCUCCGGCGCGCCGGAGCCCGCGCCGCCGCCGCUGCAGCUCUAGAGACGGAAACUCAUGUUCGGCGCAGCAGUUCUUUAGAAACCGACUUCCUUGCAUGCCCGAUUUGCUAUGAGCCACUGAUAAGAAAAGGACCUUCGGGCUUAAACUUGUCCGCGAUCUAUAGGUCUGGAUUCAAGUGUGCAAAAUGCAACAAGUCAUUUACGAGUAAAGAUGUCUUCUUGGACCUUACUAUUACUUCAGGAACUACGGAGUACAGUGAAGUGAAACCUGCUAGAACAGAGCUAUUUAGGAGCCCACUAGUCUCGUUUCUUUAUGAAAGAGGAUGGCGUCAGAACUUCAACCGGAGUGGCUUCCCUGGUCCUGAUGAAGAGUUCAAGAUGGCUCAAGAUUACUUCCAACCAGUAGCUGGUGGUCUGCUCGUGGAUGUGAGCUGUGGGAGUGGCUUAUUCUCUAGAAAAUUUGCAAAAUCUGGGUCUUACUCUGCUGUUAUUGCCUUGGAUUUUUCGGAGAAUAUGCUUCGCCAAUGCUACGAAUUCAUUAAGCAAGAUGAAACUCUCUUAAAUACCAAUCUUGCUCUUGUAAGGGCAGAUGUUUCAAGACUUCCUUUUAGAUCAUGUUCAGUUGAUGCAAUUCAUGCAGGUGCUGCCCUGCAUUGUUGGCCCUCUCCUUCAAAUGCAGUAGCUGAAAUAAGUCGGGUCCUAAGAAGUGGUGGCAUCUUCGUGGCCACUACCUUCUUAUCAUCGCCAUUGAAUACUCCCUUCUAUAAUGAAGCACUGAGGCCUCUCAGACAGCUUUUCGGGCAAGUCACUAAUAGCUACAGUUACUUUACUGAGAAAGAGAUCAAAGAUUUGUGCAAAUCGUGCGGGCUAAUCAAUUAUAGCAGCAAAGUUCAGAGGGCUUUUAUCAUGUUCUCGGCGCAAAAGCCAUGAGCUCAAUCAGUUACAGUGAACAACAAAACUGCAGUAAUCUGCUUACCUACUUAUUAAAGUGCUGGAGAACAACCAACCCACCAAAGAAGCAAAAGCAGUUACAAAUAGCUAGACAAAAAAGCCCCACACACAUAUACUACUAACACACUACUAUAUAUUACUUACUACAUACACCACCACCACCACCACCACCACCACCACCAUAUAUUCAUGGCUUCUGCAAUAAACUCAUCAUCAUCAUCAUCAUCAUCA
Molecule: messenger RNA, 1394 nt
Organism: Ananas comosus (pineapple)
Lineage: Eukaryota; Viridiplantae; Streptophyta; Magnoliopsida; Poales; Bromeliaceae
Exons: 9
Coding region: 63-1142 (359 amino acids)
Molecular function (GO): S-adenosylmethionine-dependent methyltransferase activity
Source: RefSeq, a predicted model, not a curated record